Messenger RNA from Talaromyces stipitatus ATCC 10500, 3247 nucleotides. Its product is annotated as RNA interference and gene silencing protein (Qde2), putative. The coding region runs from base 1 to 3117 and encodes 1038 amino acids. The transcript has 4 exons. The record is from RefSeq and is a predicted model, not a curated record. NCBI's taxonomy places the organism in Eukaryota, Fungi, Ascomycota, Eurotiomycetes, Eurotiales, Trichocomaceae. Gene Ontology annotation, molecular function: RNA binding; protein binding.
AUGUCUGAUAGAGGCCGUGGUCGAGGAAGCUCUCGUGGAGGAGGCCGUGGAGGAGGUGAUAAUCGUGGCCGAGGAAGUUCUCGUGGAGGAGGUGACGGUCGAGGAAGUUCCCGUGGAGGAGGUGACGGCCGUGGAGGAGGCCGUGGAAGAGGUGACAACCGUGGAGGAGGUCGUGGAGGCGGCAGAGGAGGCGGCACUUACGAUGUUCCGAUUCGUGGCCCUUCGUCUGGGAGGGGUCGAGGGGACUUCUCCCCGGCUAGUCGAGGUGGCCAUGGUGGUCGCGGAGGUGGUCGAGGUGGCUACGGACGAGUGGAUGCUAGGCGUAUCUACACUCCAGGGGCAAUUCCUGAGUAUGACGCCUCGGUUCUCGAGAAAGAGACUGAGAUUGAAAAGACAGUUUUCAAUGCGGAAAAUGCAAGGGGACCUGCCCCUAUGCUCCCUCUUCGUCCUGGGUUCAACACCCAAGGCAAUGAGGUACUCCUUUUUGCCAACUAUAUGGAUCUCGCUGUCAAACAGGGUGCACAAUUUUUCCGGUACAGCAUUGAUAUCGGGCCAGGGCCUGAUAAAAAGGCGCCGUCAAUCAAAAAGUGCAAACGUCUGGUGCAGUUGCUACUUGAGGAGCAUCUCGCAGCCGAGAGGCGCCAUAUCGCCACAGAUUCCCGUUCGAAUAUAAUAUCAAUUACGAGACUGAAAGACAUAUCUGAUGAUACGGACGGCAAGUCUUUUCGCGUUCGCUGGAAAGCCCAAGAUGAAGAGAAAUAUGAGAAUAAUCCGGACACCUUUACUGUCACGGUGAAGUUUACUGGUAUGGUUGCGGUUUCUGAUCUCAUCGACUACUUGACUUCAUCAAACGCGAGCGACUUCUUUGCAAGCAAGUCGGAAGUCCUCCAGGCUUUGAAUAUUGUGGUUGGCGAGUACCCCAAAUCUCAGUCUGACAUAGCCAGUAUCGGUGCGAACAAACACUUUAGUCUCAACCCUGGAUCAGACGAUCGUUUCUCGCUUGGAGAUGGGCUCGAGGUUAUCAGAGGCUACUUUGUCAGUGUUCGCGCUGCAACUGCAAGGCUCCUUGUCAAUGUCCAGGUCAAGAAUAUUGCCGUUUACGAGUCUGGCAGUCUAGCUGGAUUAAUUGGGAAUUCUAGGUUGACUGGAAACUUGCAUAAUCUAGAGAAAUUUCUGAAAACUUUACGAGUAGUUGUCACGCAUCUCAAAAAGGACAAGAAAUCGAUACGACGUGAGAAGACUAUCUGGGGGUUGGCUCAUCCUCGUGAUGGUAAAGAUCCAAAUCGUCCAGGAUUCCGUUUCGGAGAUGGGCCAGACAAAGUUAAAUUUUACCAGGACGGGAGUAAGGAGGACAAGAUAAAUCCUGGCUACAUUACAGUUUCCGAGUGGUUCAAGAAGAAGUACAAGAUCAAUGUUAGUGAAGACUUCCCCGUCAUCAAUGUUGGAUCUCGUGACAGGCCAUCGUAUGUCCCGGUGGAAGUAUGUGAAGUGAUAGCGGGACAACCUGCCAAGAUGAAAUUAUCGCCAUACCAAACAUCACAGAUGAUUAGAUUUGCCGUUAGAUCUCCUGGCGAGAAUGCGGACUCAAUUGUCAAUGAGGGUGCACCUCUUCUGGGGUUUUCUCCAACAAACGGUGUCCUGAACACUUUCGGCCUCAGCCCAACUCGAAAGCUCAUCACAGUGCCUGGGCGGACUCUGGCUGCCCCUACGGUCACCUAUAAGCAGGGAAAGGAAGAGAAGCAUCUUAGACCAGCAAAGGCAAGUUGGAACUUGGUGGAUUUUAAAUUCUACGAGACUCGGCGGCACGCUGUGAAAUGGACCUGGGUAGUAUUAGAUUCAUUCUCUACUUCGAAGGCGUUUGCAGGAGGCCAUGAAGCGCUAAUUAAGCGUAUCAACGACGAAUGGGUCAAGAACGUCAGCGCCGCAGGAAUUUCCCUUCUAAACGCAGCCGAAGGGGUUACUGUUUCACUUGAUAGGAACGACCGAAACUUGCAACACAAGGUGGAUGCUGCCUUUGCAAGCUUGGCUAAGCAAGGAUUGGACUUCAUUUUGGUUAUACUGCCAAGCCGUGAUACUUUACUGUACAACACAGUCAAGUAUCUAUGCGAUGUGAAACAUGGACUGCUCCAUGCUUGCGUCACCGCGAAUAAGUUUGCUAAGCCGUCAGCACAGUAUGAUGCCAAUGUCGCCUUAAAAGUGAACCUCAAACUUGGCGGAACAAACCAUCGAGUUGGGGGGACUCAACUGGGAAUCAUUAGCGAGGGAAAGACCAUGCUGGUGGGUAUUGACGUUACUCACCCAUCGCCAGGAUCUGCAAAGUCCGCCCCGAGUAUUGCGGCUAUUGUGGCCUCUGUAGGCACCAAUUUGAGCCAGUUCCCAGCCCAACUACGCGUCCAGACAGAGAAACAGGAGAAAGUCGACGCUCUGGAUGUCCUUUUGAAAUCUCGUCUGAAGAUCUGGAAAGAUAUACACGAAGAAUACCCGGAUAACAUCAUCAUUUAUCGUGACGGUGUAUCAGAGGGUCAAUACGAGAUGGUCGUAAACGAGGAGCUACCCCAGCUCAAAAAGGCCUGCAAUGACCUGUAUCCCAAGUCAAAGCAACCUCGCAUCUCCAUCAUAGUAGUAGGCAAACGCCACCACACCCGAUUCUACGUGACCAGAGAUGAAGACGCAUCCCAGUCCAAAAACCCUCCCAACGGCACCGUCGUCGACCGCGGCGUCACCGAAGCCCGUGCCUUUGACUUCUUCCUUCAGUCCCAUGCAGCUCUGCAGGGCACCGCCCGCCCAGCACAUUACAUUGUCGUCCACGACGAAAUUUUCAGAAACACGCCAGUCCCGCAUCCAUUCAAAAACGCUGCCGAAGUACUUAUCGACCUCUCACACCGACUUUGUUACACUUUUGGCCGUGCCACCAAGGCGGUUAGUAUUUGCCCACCUGCCUAUUAUGCGGAUUUGGUCUGUGAGCGUGCUCGCUGCUAUUUGUCUGAUUUGUUUGAUCCGAGUGGUGAUGAGGGUAGUACUAGUGAUGCUGCUAGUGAGGCUGGGGAGCGACAGCAGCGACAGCAGCGCAUGGUGACUGUUCAUGACAAGAUUAAGAAUAGUAUGUUCUACAUUUGAUCUCUGUCUUGUGUGUAGCUGAUAUCUCGGGAUUUUUUUAUUUUUUAUUUUUUAUUUUUCAGACUUUGUGACAAAUAUACCUUGUGUCGAUAUUGAUGUUGUGGUUAUGUUAUGACAAACCCAGAAUAAA